AUGUGUUAUAUUUCAGAGCUGCAUAAGGAGUUACCGUCGGCUCUGUUAUCGCUCCUGUCUGUGCAGCAGUCGCCGACGCUGGCGGCUCUCAUUCCGCCCUGCAUCCAAGUGAGCAAUAUCAUCAAACCGGUUACCAAAGAUGUGGCGCCCUUCACUGGUGCCCUGCACAUGCCAAUGCUGCAACCCUUUCUGCAAAACAAUAACACUCUCACCAACUCGCUGGUACAGCCUAAAGAAGACCAGGACUCGGACGCGGAAUACGACGAUACGGACGAUAUCGUUCUGCCCGAAGAAAACGACGCCUUCUACGAUUCCGGCACAAACUUCUCACCGAACGCGAGCAACACCAACUCAAACGACGCGUUCGACUCCAAACCGGACACGAAAGGCCAUUACUUGAAACGCGACGGGAAUAGUUCGGACGAUGCAAGUCGCCAGUUCGAGUGCCGGCACUGCGGCAAAAAAUACCGUUGGAAGUCCACUUUACGCCGCCACGAGAACGUGGAGUGUGGUGGCAAAGCUCCCUCCCACCAAUGUCCAUACUGCUCCUACAAGGCCAAGCAGCGUGGCAACCUGGGCGUACACAUCCGCAAACACCACAACAACGAGUGGUACAUCUACGCCAGCAAUAAAGUCAGGCGGAACAAAAAGACCUCUAUCUAG
Molecule: messenger RNA, 663 nt
Organism: Parnassius mnemosyne (clouded apollo)
Lineage: Eukaryota; Metazoa; Arthropoda; Insecta; Lepidoptera; Papilionidae
Source: the annotation of a GenBank genome assembly